AUGACUUCUUGUCCUUUGAGGAAUGUUAAGAAAGAAGGUCAUGGUUAUUUUGAAGAAAUGAAUGUCCCGGAGAAAGAGGUAUAAUUGUAAAUACAGGGCCUCAGGUUCGAUUCCUGCCAGAGGGUCGAUAGUUCGCAACUGUUCCUGGUUAGGUCCAAUAAAUGUAUAAAAAUUCCACUCGAAAUUUUCAUCUACAUAUCCCUUCAAUAAUUAUGUUAUAUCGAGCUACACGCCCAACAUCCUGAUAUUUACCCAUAUAUCGACAAAUAAAGCCUUGAUCGCUGAACAUAUAUUAAGACAGUGUAAUUUGAAGAAACAUAUUGUUCCUAACCAUGAUUUAAAAUUAAGAAGGUGAUAAACCAGGAAACAUUGUUUCCUAGUCAUGUUUCUAGAAGGUGGGCAGAGAACAUUGUUUCGAAAACGUCUUUCCUAGCAUAUAUGUUCCCCAAAACACACAAUGAAACUUUCAGUUCUGCAAUAAAGUUCAAGCUUGGGAAACAAAAUACGUUUGAAUUAGUGAUUAUUAUUUAGCUGUAUGAAUCAAAGAAGAAUCCUGGCUUGUCAUGCUUGGAUAUUAACAGUUGUCAUGACAACGAUGGCGAAUAUUGGGUGUCUUCUGAACUAGAAACAUCUUGGAAUGUUACAAAAGCGUUUUGUUACAUGAACUCAGCGAAAGGUAACGUUGUAGAAAAACAAUCACGGAAAUAAUAUACCCAUCAUACAUUGAUAACGAGUGAAAUAUAAAAGAAGUGGUAACAGACAAAACAAGUCCGUAUAGUUACGACGAAACUAAAUCCACAUCAACAAAGAAGAAUGUUAAAGGGAAAUGGCAAUAUAUUUUUUUUAUUUUCUCAUUUGAAAGAACAUUUGAAACUAUUUAAUAACUUCUUUUACCGAUUUUUUAUAUCUUGCUUAGGUCAUUAAAUAUUUUCACUUGAAGUAAUGAGAUGACAGCCAUCUUGGAUGAAUUUUUUAUCUCAUUAACGGUAGUUUUGGUGACGUCACAACAGGGAUUAACCAUAUAAAAGUAUUCAUUUCUGACCAAAUAUUGAUUGGUAGAUGUUUUAAAGGUUUCAAGUGAUCUUGAUAUUCCCAAGGGCAUACAGAGUAUAAUUUUGAGUGCCAAAUGAUUAGUGGCUGUCUAGAUAAAAAUAUUGCGUGACCCCUGUUGUGACGUAACAUGCAUAUCUACAAAAAUCCAAGAUGGCGGGUAUUUCAUUUCUUUCGAUCAAAAUAUUUGUAGAAGUAAGCAAGAUAUGAAAAAAUGGUAAAAGAGUUUUAUAUAUGUUUUAAAUGUUUUUUUCAAACGAGAAAAUAAAAAAAUAUAUUGCCAUUUCCCUUUAAUUUUAAAUAAACAUUGUGUUUUAUUAGAUUGUAUUUUAUGACUUUAUGUCAAUAUAAUUCAAUUUGAAAUUAGCAGCACACUUUAUAGAAUAUAGAGAAUAGAUAUUAAACAAAAGGAAAUAUAAAAUUGUUUUCAUUUCUUCCAGACGCCAAUUUAAUCAACCUGGCUCGAGAUAAGCUUGCAAGUCAAUCCGGAACUGCACAUAAUGGUUCAGCAGGAAGAGCUGUUGAUGGUAACAAAAAACACAAUUUUAUUCAAGGUUCAUGUACGCACACAUCGGAGCCGGGGACGAACUCCCCAUGGUGGCGAGUGGAUUUACAGAGUGUGGUAGGUAUCAAUUGA
Messenger RNA from Paramuricea clavata, 1687 nucleotides. The record is from the annotation of a GenBank genome assembly. NCBI's taxonomy places the organism in Eukaryota, Metazoa, Cnidaria, Anthozoa, Malacalcyonacea, Plexauridae.